CACACCAAAAAUAAAAUGACCAGCAACAAGAUCCUCCCUCCCAAGCACCAAAGACUCUACGCGCAAGACCAGAGCUCAGCAGUGCUGAUGAGAAAUGCUCGUAAGCCCUACGUCAUGGGUAACUUGAUUACUGGCGGCGUGUUGUUGGCGUUUGUCGCCUCAGCUUACUGGUACUCCAUUAAGGCCGUCUCUCAGGAUGACUUCAGUGACGUUCCUUUGCCUGCGGGCGCCGGUAAGCAGGCGCCUGCUGGUAAUGGCAACUAGGCGGAGGACAGUAACUGCUGAAGCAGUGAUGCUUCUGGGUCUCUGUCUAUUAAG
Molecule: messenger RNA, 318 nt
Organism: Saitoella complicata NRRL Y-17804
Lineage: Eukaryota; Fungi; Ascomycota; Saitoellomycetes; Saitoellales; Saitoellaceae
Exons: 3
Coding region: 16-264 (82 amino acids)
Biological process (GO): mitochondrial respiratory chain complex IV assembly
Cellular component (GO): mitochondrial inner membrane
Source: RefSeq, a predicted model, not a curated record